This is a messenger RNA of Planococcus citri (citrus mealybug), 1891 nucleotides long. RefSeq lists its product as uncharacterized. Bases 126 to 1730 code for a protein of 534 amino acids. The transcript is spliced from 10 exons. Lineage: Eukaryota; Metazoa; Arthropoda; Insecta; Hemiptera; Pseudococcidae. The record is from RefSeq and is a predicted model, not a curated record. Gene Ontology annotation, molecular function: metal ion binding; hydrolase activity; nucleic acid binding.
GACAAGUGGGUAUUUCUUCGAUUCGUCUUUCUCAUUCAGGUAUAAAUUGUAUCCAAGUUUAGGCCUAAAAAUCAAAAGUAGGCUAACGAAAAGUGCAGAUUUAUUUUGAAAAAUCUGAACUCAAAAUGGACUCGAGUCAGGUCGUACUUUUGUGCAUUUUUAGCCUCAUUACAUUGAGCAAAAUACGAUUAGCUUCAGGCAAGUUUGAACCUUUAUACCUUGCUAGAAACGAACUAGUCGACAGUGAAUGGUUCGAGCUGACAUUUGACGUAGACGAGGGUGAAAAACCCGGAGACUACGUGGUAAAAGGUAAAGGCAGAGACAUACUUGCAGCAUGCCCAUUAUCCGAAGGUCCCGAACUUUACAAAAUCAUCGAGAAACACGAAAAGGGAAAAAUAUCGAUUCCCAUUGAGAAGAUAUGCGCAGAACCGGUUAAAUCGCGAGUUUAUUUCGCCAUGGAAGUAGAUGGAGCAAACUCUAUCGGAUUUGCGAUUCUACCACAAUUGCCUGAAGAGCAACCAGUAGAAAAAGUAGUAGAAAACGACGCCGACGAGUCCACAGAAGAUAUUUCAAUAUCAGAAGACACGUUCCCCUAUCAUCGGAUAACUGAAUCUGAUGAGGAAGAUUCAGAUGAAGUUCAUCCACCAAAACCUCAAAAACUGAAUGAAACACGUCAAGAACUGGAUGACGAUGCUAUUGAGGAUUUUUCAGAGCAAAAUCAAGAGACACCUGGAGAAGAGAAUGACGAGAACGAUGAGAGCAAUUUGCAACAGCAACAGAAUCAACAGACACCUGGAGAAGAGAAUGACGGAAACGAUGAGAGUAAUUUGCAACAGCAACAGAAAAAACCAAAAUACGAACAAGUUGAACUUAUGGUUUUCAAAUUCGACCACAAAAUUAAACGAAUUAUAUACACGUGGUAUCGUAUCGCUCCUGGAAAACUUCUCAAACCCGAAAUCACUCGCACUGGUAAAGAAAUAUACGACAAGAACGAGUACAUUUAUGGAUUCGACGUUGACGAAAUUUUAUACAAAGAGCCCAGCCCUUUUUUCAAAGUCCAACUAGCCCCAGAAGAAGAUUUCUUUUUCGAAAGCUGGAAGGAAGCUUCCAGGCAAAACAUGUUGACAGCUCCUACAUGGGAAGGACUCCGACCUAUAUGGCAAAACUUGGAGAUAUUUAUACGAAGAGUAACCCAUAUAAUCGAUUACAUAGACGUGAAGACAGGUGUAUCCGGCACACUCCAAGAACGCGGUGAUUACUCGGUGCCCGCAUUAUUUUGGAAAUCAAUUUUCAUCGACUUCGUGUACGGAACUACACGGUACAAGCAAGGAAUUUUAUUCGUAAUGCCCAAUAUCAUCGAUUCAGGUGAAGUAUACGAAAAAAAUGUAAUCUGUCCUGGUGACAGCAAAAUCGUCGCGGAAACAGGGUGGCCUAGAUUAGUUGGUGUCAAGGGCAGUACUUCGAUGCAAGUUUGCUUGUCGAAUGCGAAAAACAUGCAAUCUCUUAUAGAUGAUGAACACGAAGAUUACGCGCCUUUGAAUUUAAAAGAAGUGCCGGUAAAACGUGUCGAUGAUCUAGGUAAAGAAACUAUGGUAACAAUAAAUGUGCUUGAAAUACUCAAAAAAAUGGGUUCUUUGAAAGUGAAUUCAUUUGGUGUGGCAAUACCAUCAAGCGAUGAAGAAGAUGAAGAAUUACCUGUUACAGUAGUUGAAUCAGAAGUACCUGCCUAAUUCAAAUAGGCAGGUAGCUGAUGUAAUAUGAAUUUAUAUUAUUUAUUCUCAAUUGAAUUUUCUUUUUUCUGUCCCACUAUAGAUAGUCCCUUAGUAAUAAUUUAUUGUAACUGACUAAUAUCUAAGCAUUAAGCUGAAAAUAAACGCAAUAAGCAUUCUCA